This is a messenger RNA of Sclerotinia trifoliorum, 2035 nucleotides long. The record is from the annotation of a GenBank genome assembly. Lineage: Eukaryota; Fungi; Ascomycota; Leotiomycetes; Helotiales; Sclerotiniaceae.
ACAACAAAGGGACUGGAGCUUUCUCUGGGCCUUGACGGAAACUUUGAUAAAUCUUAUCAUUCAACAUUCAACAUUGAACAUUCAAUCCUGUUUUAUUUUAUCUCAUUUUCAUUUUCAACCUUUCGAAUAAUUGUUUUUCUUAACGUUAUGUGAUUGUGGUCUCAUUCUUUUUCUGGAAAAGAAACAGAAUCAUGAAUUCCAUCCGCAAAUGGGCAAGGAGAAAUAGAACUCCCCUUGCGAUUGGAUUUGGAGUUAUUGGUGUAGGCUAUGUUGCGUCUCAAUAUGUCUUGGGAAAGAUUUCGGAUGCUCGACAACGCAUGAGUAGUGAUCGUAUAGCUCGAGAGAAGUAUGUCCAGUGUCCACUGAGAUGAGAUAAUGAGCUCAUGCUUAUACACCUACUCCUAGUCUACGCCGUCGAUUUGAACAAAACCAGGAAGAUUGCACCUACACUGUCUUAGCCCUCCUCCCCACAGCCACCGAGAACAUUCUUGCAGAAUUGAAAACCGAGAGGAUCACGGAUGAGUUGCAGCAGCAGAAGGCUGCGAAGCAGGCACGAAAUGGAGAAAGUCGUCGAUCAGAUUGGGGUUCCAGUCCUCCGAGCAUUACCGACGAUGAUGGUAGAAGUAUGGCGAGUUUCAGUGAUAGUGGAAUGCAUAUAAGUCAACUCGGGAUACCUUCAGGAUUAGAAUUAGGUAUAGAUGGAGCGCAAGAUGGAGGGCAACAAGGAGAACAGCAAGUACAGAGGGUUAAAAGGUCGAAGAUGCAGUUGUGGAACGAUCUCAAAAUUAGUUGUGAGCUAAUUGAGUCCAUCUUUCCAUCCAUUGCUAACAUGUACUAGCUAUCACACGAUCAUUCACUUUGAUAUAUACGCUCUCUCUUCUCACACUCCUCACGCGAAUACAGCUCAAUCUCCUAGGGCGUCGCAGUUACCUUUCGAGUGUAGUCACUUUGGCUACUGGUGGCGUGGAGCAGUCGACGAUUAAUUUGGAGAACCACGAUGAUGAUAAUUCAGAGCAAGCAUAUGGAAACGAUUUCGAAACGAAUAGACGAUAUCUGACAUUCAGUUGGUGGCUACUUCAUAGAGGGUGGAGGGAUGUUAUGUAUAAGGUCGAAGCUGCAGUGAAAGAAGUAUUCAGGGAUACUUCUAUCAGAGAAGAGCUUACCAUGGCCAAGUUCUCUGAGUUGACGCUCGAGGUUCGUAAAAAGGUAGAAGGAGCCACUCCCGAAGACAGACAGGCGACUCGAUGGUUGCAGUACCUUCUGCCACCAAGGGACCAAGAAGAUUUUGUCAUCAAAGAAUCUGGCAUGAAAACUAUGGAGCCUGAGACCCCUUCAUCCUCCCCUGUGUCGCCUCUGAGACGACUACUUGAUGAAACUUCGGACCUUAUCGACUCUCCACCGUUCUCACAUGUCCUCACUAUGCUUCUCGAUGCUGGCUUCUCAACUCUUGUUGAACAAAAGAUAGCACAGCAAAGUUUCAAGAUUCCUUCUCAACCAGAUGAUACUCGUUUUACGGAAGUUGUUGAGCCAAAGCCGGUAAAACUUCCAUUAAUAUUGGCUGUUCUCACUAGACAGGCACAUUCUAUAGGCAACGGUGUGCCUAAUGAAUAUCUUCAAGCCAUGGAGCAGGUUAGGGAGUUGGAAGCUUUUGCUGCUGUGGUUUACUCCAGUCACGAGAACGAGAUCAACCCAGUCGAUGACUUUGGAAGUGCUAUAUUAGUGCCGAAGAAUGGCUUGGGCGAGUCCGAGAUAACUGCCGUGGCUUCUAAUGGCCAAGAUAGCCUCAUAGAUGUGGGGAUCGCAAGCAGAUUUGAAAGUGCAUGGGGGAAAGCGGUAGAGCCCGCGGACAGGGCGACAUAAUUGUAGAUUGUAUGUCGAUGACGUUUAUACAGACUCGAAAGAAUAUUUGGAAUAUGGGAAUCAUUACCGGGCAAGGUUGCGGGAAAUUUGUUAAGGCGAGGCAGAAAUGAGUUAUGUAAAAGAUACCAAAAUAAUGGCAUAAUUUUAUCAUCCUUUUAGUUUACCCAUGAGGCAU